Molecule: messenger RNA, 1373 nt
Organism: Amborella trichopoda
Lineage: Eukaryota; Viridiplantae; Streptophyta; Magnoliopsida; Amborellales; Amborellaceae
Product: PPPDE putative thiol peptidase family protein
Biological process (GO): protein modification by small protein removal
Molecular function (GO): peptidase activity
Source: RefSeq, a predicted model, not a curated record
UAAGAUCUUUUGGCUUUUUUCUUGAUUUCUUGCUGGAAUAUUUGUUUUUUUGUGGAAUAAUCGUAUGGGGUGGGUUAUUUGGGAAACAUUAUUAUUUGGUAAUUGCGCAAGGUUGUCUUCUUACUCAUAAACAAAGGGUCUCUUGAUUUACCUUUGGAGAACUACCCAAGUAAAAAGUUGGGAUAACUGCACGGGUUGUUGGUUUCAGAUUAAGUCCAGAAAGAAUGGCAGAGGAUGGGCACAAAGUUUCCUUGAAUGUGUAUGAUUUAAGCCAGGGGCUUGCUCGCCAGCUUUCAACGACCUUCCUGGGGAAAGCUAUCGAAGGCAUUUGGCAUACAGGGGUGGUUGUGUAUGGGAAUGAGCACUAUUUUGGCGGCGGUAUCCAACACUCACCAGCUGGAACCACACCAUAUGGGACUCCAGUGAGGGUUUUCGAUUUGGGGGUUACCCAUGUUCCCAGAGAGCUUUUCGAGGAAUACUUGCAAGAGAUAAGCCCACGAUACACUGCUGAAACCUACAGCUUGCUCACUCAUAACUGCAACAACUUCAGCAAUGAGGUUGCUCAGUUCUUAGUUGGAAACACCAUCCCAGAAUACAUUCUUCAGCUGCCUAAUGAAGUUUUGAACAGCCCUAUGGGUGCCUUGAUACUGCCUAUGAUCCAACAAUUAGAGUCCACUCUCAGAGUAGGGGGUGUUCCCCAACCUCCCCGAUUCCAGCCUUCCCAAUCACUGGCCCCACCAUCGAGCCAAACCAAUGAGAGGCAACAACCAACUGCACAAGCACCCACAAAAGAACAAACAUCCACGAAAGAGCCAGCAUCGAAUUCAAGUGGUGGUUCUGAGAAAUCGCCAGAAUCAAGCAAGGGAGUUGAGAAAGAGAAUAUUAGACCAAAGGCAGCAGAAGUAAAGGACGAAGACAAUGAAAAUGUGAAAGACCCAUUAGGGGAUGCGAGGAGCCGGGUGCAAGAAGAGAUUAAUAGAGAAUUUGCAGCUCUCAUGGCAAGUGGGAACUUGAGAGCGAGUGAGGCAGCUGCACUUGCAAUGAGGAGAGUGAUGGAGCGAUAUGGUCGCCUCAAUGUGACUGUUCCACAAAGCUAGCAUCUCCUCUCUCUCUCUCUGAGUUUUGGGUAUUGGCCCCAGGUUUUCUUUCCCUCUCUUCCUUUUUUUAAGGUCUUUUUCUGUGGGGGUGGGGCUUUCUCUUCUCCUUUUUUUAUUCCUUUUUUGUUUCAUUUUUUUUCCUUUUUGAGGAGUUUGGGUUGGAUGUGGGGGUCGUGCUGAAAUUUACUCUCGCUUUUGGUCCUUUCCUUUGAAAGCAAAGGAUGAAAAAAUGACAUGCAAUGAAAUCUUUUGACUGGGGAGACUACUUAUGUGUUU